This is a messenger RNA of Dermatophagoides farinae (American house dust mite), 1392 nucleotides long. Its product is annotated as bcl-2-like protein 1. Gene Ontology annotation, molecular function: BH domain binding. Gene Ontology annotation, biological process: release of cytochrome c from mitochondria; intrinsic apoptotic signaling pathway in response to DNA damage; extrinsic apoptotic signaling pathway in absence of ligand. Gene Ontology annotation, cellular component: mitochondrial outer membrane. The record is from RefSeq and is a predicted model, not a curated record. Lineage: Eukaryota; Metazoa; Arthropoda; Arachnida; Sarcoptiformes; Pyroglyphidae.
UUGAAUGGUCAUUGAUGGUAGCGGCAUUGUGAAUGAUGCGAAUUUUUAUUUUCAGACACAUCCUUCGCCUUGUGUUCGCUUUUUUCUUUGAUAUACGCAUUUUUUCGUCAAUUUCAUCAUUCAUUUCGUUUCUAUUUUUUUAGUUUUAUUUUUCAUUUCGAAAAUUUACGAAUUUGAUCUGGUUACAAUUACAACAAACACCAAUAAUAACAACAACAACAACCGAGUAUUCAUGAUAAUUAAAUUGUGAUCACAAAAUUUUGAUAAUCUUCGUUAUUUAUAUUUGAUAAAAUCCAUUGAAAUAUUCGAUUUUUUUUGUCGAAAAAUAUAAUAAUGUCACUACCAAAUACGGAUACAUUGCCAUCCACUACAUCAACAACAACAACAACAACGAUGAAUCCGACUACCGCCGAUCAUCAUCAUCAUCAUAUUUCUCAUCCACAUGUUAUUCAUAAUAAUAAUAAUAAUAAUAAUGGAACAAAUCAAUCGACCGAUGAAACAAUAUAUGAUCCAAUGUUAAUGAAUCUGGUCAAAGACUUUUUCAAUGCGCAAUUUGAAUUGAAAAAAGCGCAAUGUCCAUUUCCUUCUUCUUCUUCCUCGUCAUCCACAUCAUCAUCAUCGAAUCAAACAUCAAUGGUGAACAACAAUACUACUAAUCAAACAUCAAUCAAUCAAUAUAGUAGAAUACGAAUGGCAUUAAGGGCAUUGGGCAAAUCAUUUGAAGAAAAAUAUUCAAGACAAUUGUAUGAUAUAAUUGUCAAAUUGGAAUUACAGCCACAGAAUGCAUGUGCAACAUUUCAUUGUCUUAGCAAUGAAAUGUUUGUACAAGGCAUACAAUGGAAUCAUAUUGUCACAUAUUUUGUAUUUAGUGUGGAUUUUGCCUAUUAUGCUAGCCAAAGUCAUGCAGCCACCGUAAAUGAUGUGGCCAGAUGGUUAACCCGUUAUACUUUUGAACAUUUAUUACCAUGGAUCGAAAAGAAUGGUGGUUGGGAUGGUAUCGUUUCAUUUGCCCAAGAUAUUGUUGGUGAUGUAUCGAAUAAUGAUAAUACAUUGUUCAAUGUGGAUCUAAAGAAUAUAUUAUGUGGUGCUGCCGGUGCACUUGGUGUACUAUCGUUGGGUCUAUUUCUUUCAUCCAAAUGAUAAAACUAUUUUUUUAUACAUCUGACUGGAAUAAUUUUUUUCAAGCAGAUUCAAACGUUUCUUUUCUCUCUUCCAGAUACAUACACGCACACACAUAAUAAAACAUUGAUUGAUCUCUUAAACACAUAAAGCACCGUAAACAUUCUGAACAGCAAAUAUUUUUACUUGAAAUUAUCUUUAUUAAAAAAAAUCAAUAAUCGCUUGUAAUAAUAAUAAACUUAAUCAUAUAUAAUAAUAAAAAAUAAAUUAACA